GACGUCACUACGGACGGGUGGGGUUUCCGUGUUCCAUGUUGGUAGCCGCACAGGGUUUUCCUCCGUCAGAGAGCAAAGAAGCAAGCUGCGAAGAUUAUUCUGUUGCGCUCCAAAUAGGGGACGGGGUCACAGCUGUAUUGUAUAUUCAGUCUACACGCAUAUAUAUAGUCCAUUGAUAUUUUAGGAAUGGUUUCAGGUCGCGUAUUGGCGGCUGAGAUGAAAUAGCCUAGACAAAACGAGGACUUCAACCCGCCCAAAGCAAUCGAUCAAUGCGCAUCGCCACUCACGGGAGAAGACUCACAACGGGUACCAGAAAACGGUCUCAUACUACCCCGAGACAGUUGAUUGAGAGAGUGAGAGACACACACAGAAGAGAAGAGGAGAAGAAAAGUGAGAAAAAGGACUACAGAAGAAAAUUGGACCAGAGCAAAACCACCAAGAAGGAUUUAAGACAUUUUGAAUAACCCCCAAAAGUUGUUCUAUACAUUUUACAACGUUCCUCAAUGUUUUUUUUUCCACCUCGUUUGAAUUGAGAACCAUUUACUAAGGAGUGACAGUGACGUUUCCUGUUGUAUUCAUUCUCCUCUUUGUGGUUUACAGUAACAGUUUACUGUAAUUUUGGACCCCUAUGUUGGUUUGGACGAAAGCACACCUGUGACUUUUCUCACAUUCUUGAUUUGGAGCAACUGAGUGUGAGAGGUGUGAAAGCCAGCGGGAGGGAAGGGGAAUUUUGGCUAUUUGUGUCUUUCUCUUUCUCUUUUGUCUUCUCACCUAUCGUUCCAUUUGUGGGUUUAAGAGGAAGAGGGAAAAGGGUUUACAACUGGGUAUCAGAGACAUUCCGUUCUGGUUUCACCCGAGCACAAGUACUCCCGUGUGUGAGUGUGUUUGUGUUAGUGUGUGUGAGGCAAGCUUCCUCACGGUGAUAUAAGACUAAUAAGGGCGGAAAAGGAAAGAAGCUUCCGUGUGUCACUUUCUGGGAAAAUGGGAUCGGAAAAGGACUCGGAAUCCCCCCACUCCUCGGUGAGCGGCAUUCCCAACCCCAAAUGCCGGGCACCGAGAAAACGCCAAGGACGCAUCUCCUUCCACAGCCUCUUCCACAGCAAACGGGGUUCCCGGAGCGCCAAAGCAGGGGCAGCCACCCCUUUAUCCCAGCUCCACAACCAACAGCAUCAACAACAGCAACUCUCCCCCCUUGUUCCCCCUGUAGUCCCUUCCACCCCCACACCCGACCCAGCCCCGACCAACACCGCCACGGACGUUCCCCAGGGCCCAGCCACCGCUCAGACCUCCACCCCAGCAGAGCCCCUCUCUUCCAGCCGGACCUCCCUGGGUCCCCCCCAGUCCUCCAGCUCCACCACCUCCAGCUCCUCUCCUCCAGCAGACUUCCUGGAGUGCCCCCUGUGCCUGGUGUCCCAGCCCGAACAGCUCCCCGAGCUGCUGGGCUGCAGCCACCGCUCCUGCCUGUGUUGCCUGCGCCAGUACCUGCGCAUCGAGAUCACGGAGAGCCGCGUCCAUCUCAGCUGCCCCGAGUGCUCGGAGCGCCUGGCGCCUCAUCAGGUGGCGGACAUCUUGGGCGACGCAGCCCUGCUGGAGAAGUAUGAGGAGUUCCUGCUGCGACGCUGCCUGGCCUCCGACCCGGACUGCCGCUGGUGUCCCGCGCCCGACUGCGGGUUUGCAGUGAUCGCUUCGGGCUGUGCCAGCUGCCCCAGGCUGGUGUGUCGUAGAGAGGGCUGCUUGGCUGAGUUCUGUUACCACUGCAAGCAGGCGUGGCACCCCAACCAGACCUGUGACUCGGCCCGUCAGCAAAGGGCAUUCUUCCUGCACCCGCAUAGCAACCACUCACCCAGCUACAUGCAGGAGCACGGGCCUGCUGAUGACAUCAAGCCCUGCCCACGAUGUGGCGCCUACAUAAUCAAGAUGAACGACGGCAGCUGUAACCACAUGACCUGUGCAGUGUGUGGUUGUGAGUUCUGCUGGCUCUGCAUGAAGGAGAUCUCUGACCUGCACUACCUCAGUCCGUCGGGGUGCACGUUCUGGGGAAAGAAGCCAUGGACCCGUAAGAAGAAGAUCCUGUGGCAGCUGGGCACUCUGAUCGGAGCCCCGGUGGGCAUCACCCUCAUCGCUGGUAUCGCUGUGCCUGCCAUGGUCAUUGGCCUCCCCGUCUAUGUGGGGCGCAAGAUUCACGCCCAUUAUGACGGGAUGAAGACCAAUCGCCACAGGAGGAACCUGGCCAUCACAGGGGGAGUGGCCCUGUCAAUCGUCACAGCUCCUGUGAUUGCAGCCGUCAGCGUGGGUAUUGGUGUGCCCAUCAUGUUGGCGUAUGUCUAUGGAGUUGUGCCCAUCUCUCUGUGCCGCGGAGGAGGCUGUGGCGUCAGCCGAGGAAAGGGGCGUGGCAUGCGAAUCGACUUUGACGAGGACGAUGGCCCUAUCACAGUGGCUGAUGCUUGGCGGGCCCUCAAGUCCCCCAGCCUGGGUGAGAGCAGCCUGGAGGGGGCAGCCAGCGGCCUCAGCACCACCUCCCCCAGCGAUGGUCUCUCUGUGGCCCCUGGGGCCCUGGGGGACACCCCCCACUUUAACACUUUGGCCGGGGGCGCCCUUGGAGCCAGGACUGGCAAAUACAACAGGUUGGAGCUCCAGGGAGGGGAGCUGGGGAAGGACGGUGCCCAGAGAGAGACAGGUAGUCUGGGAGCGGGUAGUGACUGUGCCAGCACCCGGGGCAUGGCAGGCUCCAUUAUCUCCUCCUACACACUACCUGACAGGGACUGUAAUAACCUGGAGAUCCAGGUGGACAUCGAGACCAAACCCAGCCACCUCUGCUUGACCAGUGAGGAAGACCUAAACACGCCCCCUGCUGCUAUGACAGCAUGCCCUGGCUCAGGGGGGGAGGAGCCUCAGGACUGCAGCUCCAGAAGGGGCGGGGCUCUGUUUGGCUCAGCACUAGGCCUGUCUCCAGGGGCGUCGCUCAGGGAGGGGCUUCGCGAUGUCACUUUGGCCCAGCCCGAGAGCAUCCGCAGCGACCUGGAGAUGUCCGAUACCCAAUCAGACGACAUCGCCGAGCUGACGUCAGACGACUGUGAUUCGCCUCAUCUCAAAAGCUGCCGGCCCUCUCAACCCCAGGCCACCUGCAGACCCCUUGUCACCUCCGACAGCCUGCACUGUCCCCCGGAUAACGUCAUCCUCUAUGUUUAAGAGUCCGACUGUCUUUGAGAGCUCUCUAAGAUUGCACAAAUCCAAAAUGUUUUUGUUUUAGUUUUUCUCCAUUGAUUGAUUGAGCGUUUCAGUCAUUUUUUUUGCUGCUUUUUUUGUUUACAAAACAUCUGACCUGCAGACAACACCUAUCUACAUGUGUAUGUCUUUCUAUCAACAUGUCGAUCUCCUUGCAGAGAAUUGGCAGGGUUCUACCUCUCUGAGAUUUAAUACAACAAUUUUUGUUUACUUCUUGGUGCAAAAAUGCCUUGGCUACUUAAGCAAACUUUUUUUUUUAAACAAGAUGUACAAAUUUGCCACAAGAAAUACUGCAAAAAAAAGGAAACAAGGUGAAAUGUCACCAAGCACACCAAUGAGUGAAGGUUUGUGGGGAAUAGGGUUUGUACUAUGGAAAGGGGAUGUUUUUAGGGAUGUGUGAGUGUGGCAUUUGUACUGGACUUUGUAGGCUUGAAUUCCAAUUUUUUUCUAUUUAUAAUUGAAUGAUCUUGAAUGAUCUUGAAAUUGAAUUAUUUGCUGUGUCCAUGAGUCUGCAUGAACUGCAUUUUGUAUGGGUGUAUAGGCCUACAAGCAUAAUACGUACCUAAUACACUGGUGGAGUUUACAGUAGUUUGUACAGAAACAUGACUUUUAGAUGUGAUCUGCACUUGAAUCUCAGCUGCACAGAGAAGAAGAAAUUAGGGGUUAAUGAGAUCCGAUGCCGUGGAAGAUGGACAAGUACUGAACCAGCAGACAGUUCCACUUGAAUGACUGACUGCCUGCCUUACAGACACUGACGAACACUGGCUUUCUGACAUGCUAGCUGUCUGACCCACUCGAUUGGUGUGUGUGUGUGUGUGUGUGUGUGUGUGUGUGUGUGUGUGUGUGUGUGUGUGUGUGUGUGUGUGUGUGUGUGUGUGUGUGUGUGUGUGUGUGUGUGUGUGUGUGUGUGUGUGUGUGUGUGUGUGUGUGUGUGUGUGUGUGUGUGUGUGUGAGAGAGAGAGAGAUUGAAAGUGUGUGCUACUCACUCACGAAGACCUAUAACGACACAAUAUACAUUUUCAGUAGAAAAUGAUAGUAGAAUGGAAGGACUUCUUGUGAUUGUAUUUGUUUGUCCCACUAUCGAGUGAAUUUACGAAUGAGCACUUGUGCACUUUAUUUAAAUAUUCAGCUUUUUUUUUGCUAUUCAUUGUCAAGUUUUCGUCCAUUGCUUAAAAUCACACUUGUACAAUCAUAGCCAAAUGUUGAUUAUCAGAAACCUUUUUACAGUGUAACGACAUUUUGCAGACUCAUUUUAUUUCCUUCAAGAAUAAUUACUUGAGCUUAUUUUCGCUGUUUACAAACCAUGUGCUUCAGUUUCAGUUCUUAAAGAUAUCCCCAUUUACCAUAGACAUCAUGAGAAAUCUCUAUAUGGGAACAUUGUUUCACUUCAAAUAAGCUUUAUUGGGUCAAAUCAUACGAUUGAUCAGAGCUUAGUAUGGUAUGUUGAUGUAAUUCAGUUUUGGCUUAUUUCUGCCAAUGAGAAACCACAUGAAUGUACCAUGGAUUGAAACAGAACUUCCUAAAUAUGAAAGGAGGAUUUACCAUUAAUAACACACCUAGAUGUGGCGAUUUUAGCAUGUAAAUCUUGGUGGGGCAAACUCCCAAUUUUUUUUUAGAUGCUUGCCAGCAAAGCUACUACACAACACUAAACAAUACAUUAAUAGCACUAUAAUGGUGACAAACAGUGCCCACAAACUGUAAGGGCCUAUAUAAAGCUGUCCCAACAGCAAAGCUUUCUUUUCAGCACCAUGGAGUGAAUCCUUACCACUGCUCCACCUGGCUAUCAGCAGAGCCUUGUCUGGCAGCGAAACAGUUCAUUCAGCCUCUUAAAAAAACAUAGCUGAUAUGGCUGACUUGCUUAAACUAAUGUGGUUUCUUCUGACAAUUAAGAUGUACAAACUAUGGCAUAAGGGGACGACGAGCGAAUAAGAGGCAAUCUGUAAUUUUGAUUAAGACAUUGAUGAGCGAGCUCAUACGGACGUAGUCAAUUUAACUGCUUGUUAUGUACAUUUGAAAUGUACAGCUACAGAAUUCAAAACAGAGUCCGUUCUUACAGUAUUCUCCCUGUACACCAAGUCAGAACUGUAGGAUAAAUAAAGAGGGCAUAUAAGCAGACAAUGAAAGCUCUUACAAUAUUCAAUGAUUACAUGUAUCUAAAACAGGCUAUAGGCUAUAUGUGCACCACCAAGUCAGAACAGUAGGCUAAGUUAUGAGGGGGAAAGGGACCAAGGAAGGUGGCACAGCAUUCCUCAUCAAACUUUGUCAUCAAAGUCUGGUAUUCUCUGGAUUUAUGGUGCUUUUGAGACAACUGGGAACUCUGGGGAAAAAAAGUUUGAAUCCUGACCUCCAGUGAUCUUCCAAUUGGAGCUCUAGAAAGAGGCCUGGGUUCGCGACUUGGAAUUUUAGGUUUGAUGACCAUUCAAAACACAUUUUUCCAGUUGAAGAUAGUUUUUUUAAACUCACUUUUUGAGUUACUUUUGAACUCACUGAAGUCUGAGAUUUCCCAGUUCUGAGUUUCCAGUUGUUUUGAAUGUGGCAGAAGUCUUGCUGGAUUGACAGCAUGAAUGUUUAUCCUUUUAAAGAGACCCUUAAACCCAGACAUGGACCACACACCCACUCCACUGAAUAGCAGGCUAGUGAUUGCUUUGCAACGCUUGCAGUUAGCCACUGAUUCAUUCCAAAUCACUCAUUGUUGAAUUUGCGACUUGUGUAAUAUGUCCAACUUGUGUAAUAUUUAUGCCCAAUCGCAGAUGAGCACCGAUACGUUUUAUCUAUAAUUUCUCUUCAUAUGACAAGGAUUGAAAAGGAUUUGCCAGUAGAUUGUCAAUGUGAUUCAUGAUGAUGACUGCUUGACUAGCUUGCUAGCUAAGAUUUUGAAAGUAUGAUGUUGACAUGAUCAGUCCACUCAAAGCUACGGUAGAUAUAAAGAGAUUUGACAAUUUUAUCUGUGGCCAAUGACCUUGAGCUUUUUUGGAUGGGCACUUCUAAUGUAACUCUAAGGCCGCACCCGAGGGGCUUGAAUUUUUUAGCUCUACCCGUCGAUUUUUCAGUGAUAUAGUGUCCCCAUGAGUGACAGAACACUGAGCCAGUCACGGCGCAACUAGAGAACAUUACCAACCCCUACGCUCCGUAUUUUCCGCUGGCUGCCUCACCAUUACAGAAAGCACUGAGCUAGGCUGAAACACCUGCAUUUUAAAGCUGCCUUACUCAAGAAAGCAAAAAUGAGACCCAUGUUUGUAUGCGGCUUUAUUAACUCAAUGAUUUAAUUUGAAUUUUAUAUUGUUUGAAAGAUAUGUAACACGUAUUAAUACCAAAAUAACGUGCAAAACAGACAACAGGAGGGGCUCAAAACAGGUGGGGCUCUACCCUGAAUGAUGGGUCGCCACUGGGUGUGGAUAAAAUAGUUAUAAAUAUAUACUGUAAAUAGUAAUAUAAAAGUAUUAUAUAUAAAUGUGUAUCUCCUGACACUGUUUUGUAAGCCCCUAUAUGGGGCCGAACACACAGGACUGUGAAAAAUGUUGUGGACAUAUUUUGGGAAAAUAAACACAUUUUCUGUUGCACCAA
This is a messenger RNA of Oncorhynchus masou masou (cherry salmon), 6789 nucleotides long. RefSeq names its product E3 ubiquitin-protein ligase RNF19B-like. Gene Ontology annotation, biological process: protein polyubiquitination; positive regulation of proteasomal ubiquitin-dependent protein catabolic process; ubiquitin-dependent protein catabolic process. Gene Ontology annotation, cellular component: ubiquitin ligase complex; cytoplasm. The record is from RefSeq and is a predicted model, not a curated record. NCBI's taxonomy places the organism in Eukaryota, Metazoa, Chordata, Actinopteri, Salmoniformes, Salmonidae. Gene Ontology annotation, molecular function: ubiquitin protein ligase activity; ubiquitin conjugating enzyme binding; zinc ion binding.